UUGCGCUGGAGGCACGCCCAUGCGGAUAGUCGCCCGAGCUCACGCGUGCUAUCGCCUUCUUUGCAGAGGCUGCUACUGAUGAGGCGGCUCAACGGCGGUCUGAGGCUAUGGAGGCCCUGACGCGCAUCGAGAUUGCCUUUGCCGCGCUGCGUGACCGGCUGUACGUCGAGCGCAUGGCAGAGGUGAACCGGGAGAGCGAGAUGAUCCUCGAUGGCACGCACCCGGAGCUCAUCCACCUCACCAAGCUCAUCGAGGCACGGCGAGAGCGGCGCGUGCGGCUCGGAAGCGCGUGGUUCGAGCACCAGCAGCGCCAGUACGAGCGUGUGGGCAAGGCGGAGGAGGCUAUGGAGUGGAGUGCCUGGCGCAACGAUGCCGCGUCGCUGCGACGCACGCAGAUGGACGACGUCUCGCGCAAGCGGCGACAGCUGGAGCGCGAGAAGCGAGUGCUAGAUGCCCCGCGGCCCGCGCGUCGCUACCAGCUCUUCCAGACGGAGCUGGUGCGCAAUCCCGACUGGCGCGCACCCUCGCCGCCCGCCAAUGCUGCAGCUGGCGGCUCGAGCAGACGCAAGCGGAGAGCGGCCGAGGCCGCGCCGGAGGAGCCGGAACGCGAGAUUGGAGCGUAUGUCGCUUUCCCGGAUCUGAGGGGGCUCGAGGAACAGGAGGCGUGGCUGGACAUGGAGCACAUGGGCAUUCGGCCAGACUUGCGUCUGGGCAUGCAUGGCUACCGCGGCGAGGAGCUGGCGCCGCCUCCGGGUCUCUACGGCGCCCAAGCAGGCGCCUCGGGCAUGUACGAAGGCAGUGCGCCGGGCGCCUAUCUGCCGCCGGGCUACGACGGACCGCACGCCGGCGAGCUCUACGCCCACGAGUAUGCGCAGCUUCGGCAGCAUGAGCUGCUGAUGCAGCAACAGCAGCAGCAGCAACAGCAACAUCUGGAGCAGCUGGCACAGCAGCAUGCUCGCUAUGCAGAGCAUCCGGCCUCGUAUGGAGCUGCCGCUAUGCCGCCGCAGGGAGAGAUGCCGCAGGCGGCAUUUGCUGCACCGAUGCCGCCGAGCAAAAGCAGUGCAGUCGGCGCCAAGGCACCGAACGCUGCGCCGCCGAAGGGCGCACGAGUGCCGGCGCCUCCGACCGCUGCGGGCGCCCAAGCACCAGCACGACCUGCAGGAGGCACAGUGAAGAACAAGCCGCCGCCGCCACCGCCACCUUCGCAUGCUGCACCACAGCGUCCAAGUGUGCCGCCGUUGCCUGCUGCGCGAUGAAGCCGCCUUUCGCGUCGUCUUUCUGCCCCCUUCACUCCAUCCUCUGGCGCGUCUCAUCACU
Tilletiopsis washingtonensis is the source of this 1317-nucleotide messenger RNA. RefSeq lists its product as hypothetical. The record is from RefSeq and is a predicted model, not a curated record. The coding region runs from base 108 to 1256 and encodes 382 amino acids. NCBI's taxonomy places the organism in Eukaryota, Fungi, Basidiomycota, Exobasidiomycetes, Entylomatales. Gene Ontology annotation, molecular function: histone deacetylase binding. The transcript is spliced from 4 exons. Gene Ontology annotation, cellular component: Sin3-type complex. Gene Ontology annotation, biological process: negative regulation of transcription by RNA polymerase II.